This is a messenger RNA of Mucor mucedo, 834 nucleotides long. RefSeq names its product superoxide dismutase. Gene Ontology annotation, cellular component: cytoplasm. The transcript has 5 exons. Gene Ontology annotation, molecular function: superoxide dismutase copper chaperone activity; copper ion binding. The coding region runs from base 31 to 834 and encodes 267 amino acids. Lineage: Eukaryota; Fungi; Mucoromycota; Mucoromycetes; Mucorales; Mucoraceae. Gene Ontology annotation, biological process: removal of superoxide radicals. The record is from RefSeq and is a predicted model, not a curated record.
CUUGUAACUAAAACAACACAACAUCUUCAAAUGUCAACUAAAUCAUUUAAAACAGAAUUCGCGGUCGAAAUGACAUGCGAGUCGUGUGUUCAAGAUGUCACAAAAGUAUUGAAGGGUAUCGAAGGCGUAAAUUCAUUUGACGUUGACCUUGCAGAAAAGAAAGUGGUUGUAGAGGGACCAGUAAUAAUUCAGGAGAUAGCACCACCAUCAUUUAUUUCUAGACAAUUGAAGGAUACUGGUCGUACUGUGAUCGUACGUGGACAAGGCGUACCCGACGGACAAGGCCAUUCUGGUGCCGCUGUCUGUAUCUUUGAUUGUUAUGGUACCGACCCUACUGUUAUUUUGCCUUCAGGAAAAUCUGGUUUGGCAAGAUUUGUCCAGGUCGACCAAGAUACUUGCUUGAUCGACUUGACAAUUCAGGGACUUUCUCCCGGUAAGCACGGCAUUCAUAUUCACGAAACUGGUGAUAUUUCAGAAGGUUGGAAAUCAACUGGUGAUCAUUAUAACCCCACAAAUGUAUCCCACGGUGAUGGUAUUCAUGAUGGUCAUAUUGGUGAUCUUGGCAAUGUUAUUGUAGAUGAAAACGGUUGGGGCGAUCUUGUCAUUGAGAGCACCAGAGUUAAAGUUUGGGAUAUUAUUGGCAGAAGUAUUGUUGUAACAGAAAAUGAGGAUGAUUUAAAAGACACAACGGAUGAUGGUAACAGCGGCAAUGGUAUUCUCUGUGGUAUUGUUGCUCGUAGUGCUGGUGCGUUCGAGAACACUAAACUAGUAUGCGCUUGUUCCGGAAAGACGCUAUGGGAAGAAGCACGUAUACUGGAGGAAGAAGCUAAAUAG